AGGUGCUUAACUUACAGAACUCCCACCACCAGUUCCAGGUUCUUCAGAAAUCUGGAGACAUAGAAAACAUAGAUUGUGACAAACAAUCUAUGUUUGUCACAGAAUAACAAAUCAUAGAGCUGAAGCCAGUGUCUUUUAACUCGGGUGGCACAAGGCAAAAGGUCUGUGAGGGAAAGCAAGUCCAAAAAUGGCAUUUUUAUAGCAUCGUUCAGCCACAUACUUCAGUGAUCGCUGUAAAUGUGAAAGAGGCUUUUGGAAAACCUAGGUGAGCAGCCUGCCGUUCAUUACUACAAAUGGUAAAAUUGAAGUGCAGAGAUUAAAACGAACACACAGUUGCCCAAAUUAGAAAGUAGAACCCAGGUGUUGACUCCUGGGAGCCUUCCUAUCCUAAGUGUUCCAGGGCUUAAUUAUUUUUAAAAAAGGAGAUACAAGUAUCAAAGUCAAAGAGGUGAAAAGUACAUGGAAAUGACAGGAUGUUUGCAAAGAAACAGACUGACCUUUGUACUUCAGUCAGCUGGGAACAUGGCUGCGACGUGGUGACAGGGUUUGAAGAGAGCGUCCCCAGUGCCUCACAUAAGUAGGCGCUCCAUUGCCUGUCAGCACAGCCACCAAAAACUCCAUAAGGUUGCCUCUCCUUUCGAAUGGUUUUAAACACAUACUAAAGUAGAUUUGUACUUUCUUUACUCAACAGGACAAAGUGAUCUCAGCCCAUACAAUGACACUCCCAAAACGCAGAUGUCACACAACCGCACUGCACAUCAUUGGAUUUCAGCACAUUGUCACGAUCAGCUGAAGCUGUGCACUUUCCCCGACUCCCCAUGUCACACACAGACCAGAGGUCUGGCUGUACCAUGCUCCAGGGCCUAGUCUGAUGCAGCACUGCUGUGUGACCUUGCCAGUGUUUUACUGAGAAAAUUCUUAAGCUAUGAGAAAGUAUCCAAGCUAAAGUCAUGAAAGAUAAGAAGCUAAAGACACAGAAGUGCUGUUGUUGGGAUGACAGUAAUUAGCUGGUGAAAGAUUCAAGAGAAAAGAUAUAUAAGGAAAGAAAAGCAGAAAUGCUAAGAUAGCUCAGUAAUGCUGAGGAUCAGCUCAUACCAACAAAUGGCAGAGACCAGCUUUCCCCAGUGUAUUGGAAACUUCCUGGCCAGACACAUCACAGCUUGGAGAAAACAAGGUGCCCCAAAUGAAGAAGUUUGCCACAGACACAUGAAUUAUAAUACUGUUUGGAACUGAAAGACAACAAGAUUUCACCUUCUGAAGCAUAGAUUUAAUGGAUUCAAAUUCCAGCACUGUGGUUGUAACUGGUUUUGGUCCAUUUAGACAAUACCUGGUUAAUUCUAGCUGGGAAGCUGUGAAGGAGCUGUCCAAGAGAGGCCUUGGUAAAAACAUCAGUCUCCAUAUCAUGCAGCUACCGGUGGUUUACCAAAAAGCAAAGGAGCAAGUCUUCAAGAUAUGGACAACUCUUCAGCCACUGCUUACUGUUCACGUCGGGCUGGCUUCAUCUGCCAAAGCACUCAUCAUCCUUGAGCAGUGUGGGAAGAACAAAGGCUACCAAGAGAGAGAUGCUUGUGGUUUUCACCCAGAAGGUGCCUGUUGCAUGGUAGAUGGCCCAGAAAAGAUUGAAUCUACAAUUAAUAUGAAGACUCUCUGGAAAAACAUUUCAGUGGAAGGCAUUGAUAUCACCUUUUCCAGAGAUGCGGGAAGGUAUAUCUGUGAUUACACCUACUACACUUCCCUGUAUUAUGGCAAUGGAAGAGCAGCUUUCAUCCAUGUGCCUCCAUUAUCCAGAUCAGUAACAGCAGACUUUCUAGGAAAAGCAUUACAGACAAUUAUCUUAGAGAUGUUAAAACAGUGUGCAGAAGAAAGAGAGUAAGAUGGAUGAUGUAAGAAAGAAAGAACAAAACCCCGAAAGAUUUCUUAGAAUGCAAUUCCUUACCUUUUAAAUGAAGUGAAUCCCAAAAUUUUGUAAACCCCUACAUCAAGGAUUUUACAUUCUGUGUUAUUUUCAGUGAAAUUUCCUUACAAAAACCAAACAAGUGCUUACAGCUCUUGCUGGUGUAAAAAGCUUGAGAGAAAAAGCAAAUGAUUAGCAGUCUGUAUUGCUAACAAUGGUAAAGUUGCUUCAGAUUUAAGAUAGCGUGAAACUGGAUUGAAAACAUUUUAGAUGCUUAAUCCCAGUUCUGAUAGAAACAUUAUUAAAGACCUGCUGAACCAAGCUGGCUACUUACAGCCGUAAGGACCUUCAGCACCGGAUGGAUGGAACAGAGGUUCCCCUCAGCCCCUGUCCAAAUCCAGAGACACAGGCCAGCCAUAUGAAGUGCCUACAUUAAAAAAAAAAACUUAAAUAUGGGGGAAAACAAAACACAUGUAGGGAUCCUCUUAUGAAGUUUUACAGUUAUCUUCGUGACCUGCUGUAAAUGCUUGUUUCCGCAUCAAAAACGGGCUGGGAACCCAGGGCAACUUAAAAAAAAAAAAAAAAAGUAAAGAAAAAGCUGGAACCCGGUAAAAGCUAAAAAGCUAUUAGUAACUCGGGCUUCAACUGCUUGAAAACACCACUUACCCCAAAUUCUCAGUGCCUGUCCCAAAGGAGAACACCAUCGUCCUUCCACAGAGCACAGCACAAAGACAAGUCUUUCAGGAGAACGGGUCAUGGCUAUUCAUGGACCUGCGCGUCAAAAUCGGAAAGCUACCUUCUCCCAGGAAAGGCAACUGCUGAAGGCCGGUGCUGUGGGAAGCGUUACGGCAUGCAAUGCUACUGACAAAACAGGAACCACAUGAGACCUCAAAUUGUAAGACGUGGAAUGGGUCAGGGACAGACCACUGCUGUGCCUCCCGCGCCAGGCCGGGCUCCUCCCUGCCCACGCACAGCUCUGUACAGGAGCCCCGCGCCCUGGAAGCUGGGCACGGCACAGGAGUGCUGCACCGCCCCUUCGGUGCACCGGGAAUGUCAACGCACGCUCUCUUUGCUGAUCUUGCUAGCACCGUGACAAGGCAAGGACGAGAUAAAAUGGGCAGGUAAUUUUCAAAAACGGUCACUGCAACAGGACAGCAGCAGCUUGAUCUGGACACCUGGGAUUUCUCCAGGGAAACAAAAGCCCGUUCCUCAGGCAUCAUGUCAGCAAAACGGACAACCAACAAACCCGACAGCGCCGACAGCUGAUGAAGCUCUGGGCUACCACUGUACCUUAUUUCAGUCAACACUUUGAUGGCAAGAGUCAGAGGAACCAGAAACGCCAAGAUAAUGCUCAUUUUCUUGCCACUUGCCUUUUCCAAUGACUGUUACAGAAAGCUGACAACCACAUGCUGGAUGGCUGAAUGCCUCAUCUAGGGAUUGCUGUAAGUGUAAAUAAAUAGGUUUUCUUCAAAUAAAUAAAAAAUAAUGCAAAUGCUUACCUUAUCAAAGGGAAGUACCUACUGCAAAACACUACUCCAAGUCCCAUGGAAAAAGCGCCCACAAGCUUGGUCUCACUGGACAAAAAUACUUUUGAUUUCAACACAACAUAAUGGAAGUACUGACCUCUACAAGAUUUAUUCAGAGUAGCUCAAUUAAAUGUAACUAGAAAGGGUAGAAGAAAACCAGAGAAGAUUUACUCUGAAUUUUCUAACCUGUACUUGCUUUGGUUAAGGAGCAACAAAUUCAGAAACGGGCAAAUGCAUACAGAAUUCUUUUAUUUAACUUAAAUCAUGUAGUACUGAAACUACUAGAAAAAAGCAGAGUAAGAGAAACUAAAGGAGCCUUAGCUUCAGCCAUUCAAAAUAGACAAAGUUUCUUCUUUUCAUAAUGUAAAGAAUCCCGAGUAUAUCGCAAUAACAGGAAUAAAUUCUUACAACAGAA
Messenger RNA from Falco peregrinus (peregrine falcon), 3835 nucleotides. It is a transcript of the gene PGPEP1L, whose product is annotated as pyroglutamyl-peptidase I like. NCBI's taxonomy places the organism in Eukaryota, Metazoa, Chordata, Aves, Falconiformes, Falconidae. The record is from RefSeq and is a predicted model, not a curated record. Gene Ontology annotation, molecular function: pyroglutamyl-peptidase activity. The coding region runs from base 1271 to 1873 and encodes 200 amino acids. Gene Ontology annotation, biological process: proteolysis. Gene Ontology annotation, cellular component: cytosol. The transcript is spliced from 6 exons.